UUCAAGGAGGAAGAUCCAUGUAAUCCCACAACCCAGUCUCAAGAAGAAACUGUGGCAACCAUCCUGGCCACAAUAGCUAUUUUCCUAAUGGAGGAUUUAGGCAACACAGAACCGCUCAAUGUUGUUAAACUCAAGAUUCUACUUCGAUCUGGAGGGGUGAAAGUUUGUAACCCGAAGAUUGUAAGAUUCUACACUCCUACCUAA
This is a messenger RNA of Sphenostylis stenocarpa, 204 nucleotides long. Lineage: Eukaryota; Viridiplantae; Streptophyta; Magnoliopsida; Fabales; Fabaceae. The record is from the annotation of a GenBank genome assembly.